AUGCACUUCCCCACAAAGGCCCUGCUCGCCAUCCUGGCCACCUCGGUCGGACUGGCCACCUCGGCCGCCGUACCCCCCCACGUCGAGUUGCAGGACCGCAGCUCCAAGAUCACGUUCACCGUUCUGAACAAGUGCAAGCACUCGUUCGCGCCCAUCUUUACGCCUCCGCUGCCGGGCCGGUCGAGCUGGCCGGUGCUGGCGCACAACGAGCAGGCGGUACACACCUUCAAGUCGGACACGUACCGCGGCAAAGUCUUUUCGCCGCUGCGCAAGGCCGACACGACGACGGGCGACGGCGCCACGUGGGGCGAGCUGGCCCUCGACGACGGCGACUACAACGUCUCGCUCGAGGGCGGCUACAAUGUGCCCCUCCUCAUCUGGAACCAGGGAAGGCAGUACCAGGGCUACUGCACGCCCGCGUGGUGCGACGGUCCGAGCUGCAAGGACGCUUACAAGGCCUCGUCUGGCCUCCUCGAGGGACAGGGACAGAGGUCCGGUGGCGAGACGAGGAAACCCAACCACUCGUGCCCGCCCUCGUUUGGCAACUGGAUCGUCCAGUUCUGCUAG
This is a messenger RNA of Pseudozyma flocculosa PF-1, 567 nucleotides long. RefSeq lists its product as uncharacterized. The coding region runs from base 1 to 567 and encodes 188 amino acids. The record is from RefSeq and is a predicted model, not a curated record. NCBI's taxonomy places the organism in Eukaryota, Fungi, Basidiomycota, Ustilaginomycetes, Ustilaginales, Ustilaginaceae. The transcript is spliced from 2 exons.